UAGCGAUAAUUUUUAUUUUCUGCCGAUUGUUAAGAACAUUUUUUCUUUGUUGUUACUUCGACCAUUAGUGCUCGAGACAAACCGUUGGAAUACAUUGAAAUAUGCGCAAAUGCGACGGUUUGGCACCGGGCUAAAUAAGAACCGCAUUCUUGGAUCGUCGUCGCUUUUGGCAGCGGCUUUUCUUGGCCGAAGAACCGCAGACGAAGAAGGAGACGUUGGAACACGUGUGAUCGAAGAGCAGCAGCUGCGAAUGUGACUCUCCGAGUUGUUGGUGUAAUGUCGUUCGAUCCUCUUAAUAAAUAUGCGAGAGUGUCCCAGUUAUUAUCGCCUCUCAAUUGGUUUAAGUAUUUAGCGCGACAAUUUUUUAGCGGAGGAUUAAUUAAAAAAUUCGGCGUUCGUGAAAAUUACACACGCAGCCAGAUAAUGGAGAAAUAACAGCAAAAAAAAAACAUACAUAUACACACACUCAGAGAGAGACUCAAGGUCCUGAUUCAGGAUUCACGCACGUUUGGUGUAAAAGCGCGCCACAAAUAAGAAUAUCUUUAACUAGUCAAUUAAACAGCGGACGAAUUGAUCAGGAGUGUGUGGUGGUUCUCUCACUCUCUCUCUCUAUCUAUUUGAGCCGACUCAAUUCAGUUCGAUUUGUUGUCGAAGAAGAAGAUGUGCUUCAUUAAUUAAUCUUAUCUCAAGAAUUAAUUCCUGUUGCCUAUUGUUUUUUUAUUAAUCCACUCAAGAUGUCGAUCAAAAGCGCGAGGAUUGUGAGUAAUGGAGAAGGGCAGAUCUAUCAUUUCGAGACGUUCGAUUCGAUGGAUGAGCGAAUGCAUAGAGGCUCGAAGCUAUGGCAGAUAUUACCAUGUCUCGGCGUUGCCCUUCUUUGUAUACCCUUUGGUGUUAUGUUGGGAUGGCCGAGUCCCACGUACUUGGAGCUGCUUUCCGAAGAAUCUCCUCUUCCAAUAAGCAUAGUUCAGAGCCCGAUGAUCGCAGGAUUCUUGAUGUUCGGUAACAUCAUAGCCACUCCGUUCUCCGGUUGGUCUCUGUACGGAAGCAAGUACGCUAUACUCCUUUCGCUAAUAGCCAUGUCCAUCGGUUGGACUCUGAUUUGGCAAGCAACUGAUAUCUACUAUUUACUCGGAGGAAGACUCAUCAUAGGCUUAGGUAACGGGUACGCUGUAGGCCACGUGAAAACGUACAUAAACGAGAUGAGCGAAGGUAAUCUAGCUUCAAUACUCACUCGCCUCGUGAACAUCUUCAUGAUCAUCGGCGUAGUCCUCUCCUACAUCAUAGGCAUCUUCACCAACUUCCGGUCUUUUCCACCAAUCAUAGUAGCCGUAACCAUAGCAAUUUUCUCUAUAAUUUUCUUCGUCCCACACACCCCUUCCGAAUACGUCUUCUUCAAGAAGUUAAGACAAGCCAAGAAAAUGCUCCGCCGCUUGAAACCAGCCGCCAAUCCGGAAAUCGAAUUGGCCAUCCUCAAAGGCAAAGUCGUCGAACCACAUCUCAGUAUAAUAGCAGUUUUCCGCGAAUCCAGUUUAAGAAAAAACUUAUUCAUCCUCAUAUUAACCACCUUCAUCCAACAAUUCAGCGGUGCUCCAGCUACAAUAGUCUAUUGCCAAUUCAUCUUCUACUAUCUAUACGUCCCCAGUCCUGAAAUAUGCGCAAUCACCUACAGCUUAAUAUUCCUCUUCUGCAACAUCUUAAGCACCUUCUACUUAAACAGAUUCCCCAAGAAGACAGUCUUAUUCAUUUCGUGCUUCUUCUCCUUGUUAAGCCUUUGCGCCACAGUCUGCGCUAUUUACUUGAAUUUGAAAGAGUAUUGGGAAUUCAUACCGUUAGUAACUAUGCUUGCCUACAUCACCUCUCACACUUCAGGUUUAGGCGCUGUACCUUUCACCUUCUCCGAAUACCUCUUUCCUAAAAACGCCAGACGAUCGAUCUCGCAAUUGCAAAUCAUGUUCUUCUCGAUCUUCGCCGUAAUCAUAACGAAACUCUUUCAAGUCUUCUACAGCGCUUUCGAAUUUUACGCAAUAUUCGCGCUGUUUGCCAGUAUAGCGGCCUUCGGUUGCAUAUUUAUCUUGAUAGCCAUCCCUACGAAACCUUAUCAACAGUAAUUAGUGAUAUGAUUUAGUGCAAUUUUAUUAGUUUAAAUUUGUUUGCGAACUAGGCAACCUUCUUUACCGGUUUGCUUUAGACGCGUUAGUCUAUAAAUAUUGUAUUUUUUUUUUGUCUAUUAUAAAGAAAGCGCGGCUCGUUUCUUAAAGUCUACUUGCCGUGAAGCAGUAUUAAACGCACAACUGAAGUAAUUCUAUUACAAAACGAGUUCAGUUCAUUAUUAAUUUAUUUAUUUUCUACAAAUUAUUAUAUGUAUACACUCUUUAGAUAUAUACAAA
Molecule: messenger RNA, 2387 nt
Organism: Nicrophorus vespilloides
Lineage: Eukaryota; Metazoa; Arthropoda; Insecta; Coleoptera; Silphidae
Product: facilitated trehalose transporter Tret1-like
Exons: 5
Coding region: 735-2108 (457 amino acids)
Biological process (GO): transmembrane transport
Cellular component (GO): membrane
Molecular function (GO): transmembrane transporter activity
Source: RefSeq, a predicted model, not a curated record